AUGGACGACGAACUCGAUACCUCGAAAAUCAAAAGUUGGCGCUCAAUCAUUACUCUAAUUAUUUUUGUUAUUACUAAUAUUAUUGUGCUUUGCCCAUUCCAUAUUCCCGUAUACCUGCCUCGAUGGCUCACGAAUGGGUUUCUGGAUCUGUUGGCUUCCAUGCGCAUAAUACCUCGCCGAGCUCACCCUCAAUACAAUGAUAGCCAAAGCAUCUUUGUGAAGCUUCGCUUCCCAUUGAACUUUGUUACCGCUCCGUUGAUAGCAGAUCUUUUCCUGCUCGCCAUUCUGGCUAUUGGCCGAAAAGAAGUACACGAUGGAACUAUUGGGACACACGACAUUUCACCCAUUGAUAUCAUGGUCUUCUUCCUCACACUAGCUUACAUCGCUAUCUCGAUUGACGCCUCCGGUCUUAUCAGAUAUCUAGCUUUCAAGGUCCUUCAAAAGGCAGGCAAAGUCGGCCACCGGCUAUUCUUCUACCUGUUUGCGUUCUUCUUCGGAUUAGGUACCUUCAUUGGGAACGACCCAAUUAUCUUGUCCGGUACAGCAUUCCUUGCCUAUAUGACCCGGGUAUCAAGCAACAUCGUUCAUCCCAGAGCCUGGAUCCACAGCCAGUUUGCCAUAGCCAACAUCUCCUCCGCGAUUCUCGUCUCCUCUAACCCGACGAAUCUCGUCCUUGCUGGCGCUUUUAAGAUCAAGUUCAUUGUCUACACCGCAAACAUGAUCGUUCCUGUAGUUGUGACGGCAAUUGUUCUUUUCCCAUUCUUGUUAUAUGUCAUUUUCGCCGACGAGUCCCUCAUCCCCUACUCUAUCACGAUGCACGAGCUGUCAGAGGAAGCCAAAGCCAAAGCACCUGUGAAUCCCAACAUUCCUAAUGCUAGAGGAACGGCGGAAGAGGAAGAAGAGGCCGGCGAUGAACAGAAAAAGCAACUCUCUCUAGAAGAGAUCAUGAACCCAUUCUUGGACAAGAAAGGUGCUGCAUUUGGAGCGCUCAUUAUGGCUGCCACGCUUAUCACUGUGCUGGCAAUCAAUGCAUCGAGCCAGACGGGCGAAGAACAUCCCGUGUUCUGGGUCACAUUGCCGGCUGCUUUCGUUAUGUUUUGCUGGGAUGUCGCAUUCGGUUGGCUUCAUCGCCAUGAGACGCGCGAGAUCGCCGCCAAGGGCCGACAGGAAGUUGAAGAGGCACGGGCAGAGCGGGCAUUGCGGUCGGAACAACAAAGUCCAGAAACACGGGCUUUGGACCAAUCUGGACACUACGAUGCUCCGGGGAUGCGUCACCGCAGCGAUCAUACAGAUGAUGAUCUAUCCCUCGAGGCUGCCGAGAUCAGCCCAGCCUCGAAGAAUCCUUACCCACAAUGCGAAACUUCGUUGUCGGUCUCCGUCCUCGUGGACAAGGAAAGGUUCCCUGAGCUACCCUGUGAUUUGACAAAGAGUGGCAAGAAGCCAGUUCGAGCAUCUACUCCAGAGGCAUUGGACUCGAGACAAACUACCGACACUACUACCGAUGAGGAGAAGCGGGGAUAUCAGUAUCAUCAGGAAACUGGACCACCAACAUUGCUUUCGUUGUCCGCUGAUCUGUACCGCUGGUCACAGGAAACAUUCCCAACCGUGACAGUUGUAGUAUCACACAUGCCGUUUGCGCUGGUACCCUUCGCCUUUGCGAUGUUCGUCUUGGUGCAAGCACUUGUCACCAAAGGCUGGGUACCUGUGUUCGCCUAUGGAUGGGACCACUGGGUAGAGAAGACCGGGACAUUAGGCAGUAUUGGUGGAAUGGGAUUCCUAUCUGUCAUUUUGUGCAACGUGAGUCUUGAGGAAUAUGGUUACCCGCUUUUCUCCUGGUCUCGUAUUCAAAUAUCUAACGUGUUCCCUUCUGAUAUCCAGUUUGCCGGCACAAAUAUCGGCACUACAAUUCUCCUCUCCCGUGUGAUUCAAGCAUGGCAAGCAAUACACGAAGCCAGUGGUGUCCCCAUCAGCGAUCGCACAUGGUGGGCCACUGUAUACAGUAUGGCACUUGGUGUCAACUACGGUGCAUUCAGCACUGCGUUUAGUGCUUCACUGGCUGGAAUGCUGUGGCGGGAUAUCUUGGCAAGGAAACACAUUCGCGUCGGCAGUCUGGAGUUCGCCCGAGUGAACCUUCCCAUUAUUGCGAUCUCCAUGGUGGUUGGAUGCGCUGUUCUUGUUGGAGAAGUGUAUAUCGUCAGAAGCAACAAGCCUUACGUUCCGGCUGCAUGA
Molecule: messenger RNA, 2229 nt
Organism: Penicillium paradoxum
Lineage: Eukaryota; Fungi; Ascomycota; Eurotiomycetes; Eurotiales; Aspergillaceae
Product: putative arsenite efflux transporter ArsB-like
Exons: 2
Coding region: 1-2229 (742 amino acids)
Biological process (GO): transmembrane transport
Cellular component (GO): membrane
Source: RefSeq, a predicted model, not a curated record